UCCAUAUCCCUCAGUCGUUGGAGGAGUUAAAGCGCCAGAUUCUCCUUUUCAGAACUUGAGGGUGUCAAGUGUAUCUGAGGUUUGAGUCAGAGCCACCAUUUCAGUUAUGCUGGAGCUUUGAUUCCUGUUCAGGCAAAAAAACUUUGAUGUUGAACAUGGCUGAUAAAGAUGGAUGGGAGGAGGACCCUGCGGAGUAUUGUCCAGGUGGAUAUCAUCCGGUUCAGAUCGGUGAGAUGCUCAACAGACGAUAUCAAGUCAUACACAAGGUUGGGUGGGGAUAUUUCUCCACCGUGUGGCUGUGCCGUGACCUCCAAAAGAAGAAGCGCGUCGCAGUGAAAAUAACGAAAAGCGGAAGAAAGUUUAGCGAGACGGCUCAGGAUGAAAUUUCACUGCUGAAUUGUGUUAAUGGCGCUCGUAAGAAGGAGUCCCAAGGAGAAAAUAUCAUCCGCUUUCUGGACGACUUUAAACUGAUUGGAGAGAAUGGGCUUCAUGCAUGUCUGGUGUUUGAGCUGCUGGGACCGUCUCUGCUGCAUCUGAUGAGGAAUCACGGAUCGGAUGGGCUUCCCAUGACGUGUGUGAAGCGGAUCCUGCAGCAGGUGCUCCAAGGUCUGAACUUCUUGCACAAGAAAUGCCGUAUAAUCCACACAGACAUUAAACCAGAAAACAUCCUCGUGUGUGUGAACACCGACAACCUGCAGCAAUACAUGUCUGCGGCGGCGGCCUGGACCCAAAACAGAACGCAGGACGCCAAAAUGCAAGGAGUAGAUGUAAACUUCUUAACUCAUCUGUUCGAAACUGGGAACGUCGACAUGUUGGGAGUCAAAAUCGCAGAUCUAGGCAGCGCAUGUUGGACCUAUAAACCCUUUUCGGAGGAGAUCCAGACCCAGCAGUACCGAGCCCUAGAAGUCCUGCUGGGUUCAGGAUACAGCACCCCCGCAGAUAUAUGGAGCACGGCAUGCAUGGCCUUUGAAAUGGCUACCUCGUUCUACCUGUUUGAGCCUCAUGCCGGAGAAACAUUCUCAAGAAAUGACGAUCACAUCGCUUGUAUUAUCGAACGUCUUGGUCGCAUACCACCAAAAAUUGCUUCCUCUGGGAAGAAUUCGUCAGCCUUUUUCAACAAGCAAGGUGACCUCCUGAGGAUCCCUUAUCUGCUCCCGUGUGGUCUUUAUGACACGUUGGUGCACAGGCACAAGUGGCAGAAGAACGAGGCUCUUAUUUUUGCCGGUUUCCUCCUUCCGAUGCUGGAAUACGCGCCUCAGAAACGAGCCACCGCUGAAAAAUGUCUACAGCAUCCGUGGCUGCAACCCUGAAGAAGACCUCACACUAUUCCCUGAACAUUCAGAUUUUUUUUACAUGUAGAUUAUCUCCGAGUCUUUAAAUAAACCUUUGUCACUAUAA
This is a messenger RNA of Spea bombifrons (plains spadefoot toad), 1398 nucleotides long. Its product is annotated as SRSF protein kinase 3-like. The coding region runs from base 147 to 1310 and encodes 387 amino acids. The transcript is spliced from 12 exons. Gene Ontology annotation, biological process: regulation of mRNA processing; protein phosphorylation; spliceosomal complex assembly. Gene Ontology annotation, molecular function: ATP binding; protein kinase activity. The record is from RefSeq and is a predicted model, not a curated record. NCBI's taxonomy places the organism in Eukaryota, Metazoa, Chordata, Amphibia, Anura, Pelobatidae.